AUGGCUGAAACACUGAAAUCCCAACUCUACCUGACAUUUUGCUGCAUGGUGCAAUCUGGAGAGCAGUUUAGCUUGUCUGAGAUGGGUUUCUUCGAUGAUUUGCUCUUGGUAGAAACUGUUUGCUUAUCAUUACUCUUGUGUAAUUAUUAUGAUCGGGCUGUUUGCAAGGCUCGCAAGCCAAACGGUGAUGGUAUUGGUGCUGCAUGUUAUGAUCCGAGGUUUGUCGGAGGAGAUGGUGUAAUGUUUUACAUCCAUGGCAAGACAAAUGAGCAUGUCAGCCUAGUCUCCGACCUUAACCUGCAGAUAAACGCCCGAUUCAUCGGACGUCGACCACAGGGACGAUCACGCGACAACACAUGGAUCCAAGCACUGGCCCUUAUGUUUGAUUCCCACACUUUCACAUUGGCUGCAAAGAACGUAGCAAAAUGGAACAGUGAAGUCGAUCAGCUCUUUCUCAGCUAUAAUGAAGUGCCUGUUUUCAUUUCACAGGGCCACCUCUCUACCUGGACCGCCCCGGGCGGUGGCCUGGUGGUAGAGAGGACUGCAAAGUGCAACAGUGUCACCGUGACACUGCCUGGUGUCGUGGAGAUGGCUGUGAAUGUGGUGCCGAUAACAAAGGAAGAUGACCGGAUACACAAUUAUCAAAUACCUUCUGAUGAUUGUUUUGCACAUUUGGAAGUGCAGUUCAAGUUCUUCCAUCUGUCUGAGAAGGUUGAAGGUGUGUUGGGACAGACUUAUCGUUCUGAUUUUCUAAACCCAGUGAAGAGAGGUGUGCCAAUGCCAAUAAUGGGUGGGGAAGACCAGUACAUGACAUCUUCACUUGUAGAGGCUGACUGUAAGCGAUGUAUUUUCACCAUUGAUCAUGCCGUGCAGGGAGUUUCUAAGCCUCUAGUGUUGGAUCCAGAUAUGACUGUGGAUUGCACUAGUAAGAUGAGCAAUGGUCGUGGGUUCGUCUGUUGCAAGUAGAAACAUGAUUCACGUAAAGAGAAAAAUAGCAGAGAAAAUUUAUUCAGAAAAUAAUACUAGAGUUUUGUAUAUUCUUUCAAUGUGAACACUUAGGCUAUACAAAUGAAGUAUUUAAACACAAUUACAUUG
This is a messenger RNA of Ilex paraguariensis (yerba mate), 1095 nucleotides long. NCBI's taxonomy places the organism in Eukaryota, Viridiplantae, Streptophyta, Magnoliopsida, Aquifoliales, Aquifoliaceae. The record is from the annotation of a GenBank genome assembly.